UAAGAAGGCAUCACAAUGUUGAAGGGUUCAACAUAUGACGCAGGAUUUAACAGCGAUCAUUCAUGCAUUACUCCAAUUGUACAUCAAUGUCCAAUCUAACGGUUAGAUUUGAAGUAUUGCAUGAGAUCACCAUGAAAUUUGCAUUAUAAAAGUAAUCCUUAGAAAACAGAAAAGUUGAGAGAGAAAUAAUCAACUUUUCCUUUCUCAAUUCUCUUUCCUCUUCUUUUGGUACCGCCUUCCCAUGUUCCCACUCCACAGCUCAAUACCUAAAACACAGAUCCAUCCACUCACCCACCCCACACAUACAUCAUACAGCACUCAUAGCCGUAGCUGAGGCAAAAACGAGAAAGUGCGAGGUAUAGCAUUCGGUGACUUUUUGAUACCCCGGAAGGCUGGAAUAUCGAUCUCUCUUGCAAGCUGACUGAAAAAAUAUCUGGAGAGAGAAACGAAGAGAGAGAAAUGGGUAUUGCAUUGUUGGAGAUUGGAGUUCAGAUCAGAAAAGCUGUGAUCUUUUUAAUCAGAAAAUGUUACAGACUAGUUUGCAAUCAUCCAUUUCUAAUGGUUAUGGUGUUUUUCUUGAUUUUGAUGUACAAAUUGUUUCCGUUGGUGUUCUCACUUUUAGUCUCUUCCUCCCCUGUGCUUGUUUGCACUGCUGUUUUGCUUGGAACACUCUUAAGUUUCGGGCAGCCAAACAUACCCGAAAUCGAAAAAGAAGAGAAAACAACCCAUGAAAUUGUGUCUUUGAAAACUGGGAUUUCGAGAGAUUCUAUUGUCGUGGAGAGAGAUGAGAACUAUCUUUUGGGGAGAUAUAAUGAGAAGAGAAGGGACGUAGUGGGGAAGUCCAUUGAGGAGGCAAGUUGGACUGCAAAUGAUGCUACUGAAGUUGCUGAAGGUGAUAGUUUUGUUGAUAGUGAACUGCAAUCCGAGGGAAAAUCCCGGGAAAUCGAAUUCCAAAAGCAAGUUAUUACUGCUGGGGAACACGGAUUACAUGCUCCAAGAUUUGAACUGAAUAGUGGAAUGAAUGAAGUGCAACCAGGAGAUGAGGAAGUUGUGGAUGAUCAGUGCUCUGCAAUUCAAAGCUUGUAUGCUGAAAAUCUUGAAUUCAAGAAUGACAAAUCAGCGGGGAAGUGUAUUGAUUUCCAGAGGGCGGAUUGCUUGAAUCCUGCUCCAAGUUCUCCUUGGAAACAGGUAGAAGAUGGGGAGGAGGAGGAUGAUGAGGCUUCAGAUGGGUCCAAUGAAGCUGAGAGUUCCUCUCCAGAUGCUUCAAUGGCUGAUAUCAUUCCAAUGCUUGAUGAACUGCACCCGCUUUUGGAUGAGGAUGCCCCUCAGCCUGCUCAUAUGUCCGAUGAGGGCUCUGAUGCUGCUUCAGAACGUUCUCUGAAAUCCAGUGAUGGAGGUGAUGAGUCGGAUGAGAACUCUGACAACCAAGAAGAGUUAGAAAUUGGAGAUGAUGAAAAUGACGAUGAUGAAGAGGAAGAAGAAACGCAAGGGGCCAAAGAGGAUGGAACUAAAUCUGCAAUCACAUGGACAGAGGAUGACCAGAAGAAUCUCAUUGACUUGGGAACCUCUGAGCUAGAGAGGAACCAAAGGCUGGAGAGUCUUAUUGCAAGGAGGAGAGCACGAAAAAACAUGAGAAUGAUGGCCGAGAAGAACUUGAUAGACUUAGAAGGUGCUGAUCUUCCCUUUAGUAUUGCACCCAUUUCGACGACAAGACACAACCCUUUUGAUCAUCCAUGUGAUGUCAAUGAAAACAUGCUGUUACCGCCCAUUCCUGGGUCGGCUCCAUCUGUUUUGCUACCAAGACGCAAUCCUUUUGAUCUUCCUUAUGACUCAAGUGAAGAGAAACCCAAUCUUAUGAGUGACAGUUUUCACAAUGAGUUCAUGACAUUUCAACCAAAAGAACAAUUUUUCCGGAGGCAUGAAAGUUUUAAUGUGGGAUCCUCAUUCUUUGGGACUUCUAGGCAGGAGAAGCAAGAUAUCAAGUUAAGACCUUUUUUUGUACCAGAACGGAUUGCUUCUGAAGGGACAAGCUAUGCUCCCUUUCAAAGACAAUCAAGUGAACUUAGUGACUCUAAGGUGAGUUCUGUUCCUGAAACAGAGUCGAUUGGUUCAGCUGGGGAUCUGGAUGAUAAGAAUCUCAUUGAAGAAGAUUUUUCUCCAAAAGUGGAGCUGAUCUCCACCAUAGAGCAUGAUUCCCAGCAUGUUGGGCAUGGAAGCCAAUCGUCUGAUGUAGAUUCUGUGGAGUUAGAUCAUGCUGAGAAGAGAGAUCUUGAGCUCCAUGAGAUUGAAAUCAAAUUAGGGGAUGAGGAAAAUCAUCAUGAAAUGGAAGCAACUUUGUCUGUGAAAGGAGGUGUGGCUAAUCUUGUAGGACAAGACACAAGGGGAACUCAUACUACAGAAGUUGUUGAACAGAGAUAUAGUAUAGGAUCAAGCUCAAUAUUAUUGCCAGAAGUAAAUGAAACAAUCUUUAAUGAGAAAGAAGGUGAUAGUAAAGUCAAUCUUAUCCAGGAGGCUAUCCUUUCAAAGCAACCUUCACUAGAAAAGUCAGAUUUUAGUAUGAUUAGUGGUUUAGUGGGUGACACUCAACACAGGGAGCCCAUUUAUGAUUCAAGCCCCCCAGCAGUUAAGAAGAACCUCUCUUCCUCUUCCACUUCCAUUUCUUCUGAUUUGCAAGUAGAAAUAUCCAAAUUGGGGUCACUACCUGUGGUGGUCAAGAGAACCAUUUCUUUUGAUGAGAAAGAAUCCGAAGUGAGUAGUCCGAGCAUAAAGAAGGAUACUCCAGGUAAAGAAGAGAUGGUUGCAGACUCCUCACAGAUACGUGCAUUAGAUGAGAUUGAAUUGGGAUGUUGGGGGGUUACAGAGACAGGUCCUGAUUUUUUAAAAUUUGGGAUCUCAGGAGCUACCCAGCAAUCUGGCAGUGCAAAUGUUUUGAUGAUGCCUAAAACUGUUGCCGAUUAUACUGCAACUGAUUCACAAGAAUCUUCAGAGACUCCAGUGGAAGAGGAUCUUACGCAUCAAGAUGGAAGCUAUCAGACUACAGGGGGUCAAGUUCCCUUGUUGAGCUUUGAUGCAGAUAUCCAUGGUGCAGCUCACCAGGAUGUGAGCAAGGAGAUGGAGUUUAAAUCCUCUGAAGGUCAAAAUUCAGUUCCAACAAAGGAAGAACAAAAUUCAUUGGUCAUUGAACGAUAUUCACCUAAUAACCCCAAUACGGUUUCUUUUGAGACUGAAUUGGAGGAGGAGCAUUUAAUGGAUAUGGAAGCACCUCAUCUCUUUACACAAGAUCAAGUGCACUCAUCAAAUUCUGAUGCAGAAUAUUAUGUUGGUGUUCAACCGGAUGAGAAGCUGAUUUCUACACAUUAUCCAAGUGUUUCUAAAGAAAAGUCUGUACUGCAACCAGAGAAAGAAUUGCCUUUGCCUGAUGAAUCUAUGGAUGAAUCAUCAGAUUAUGUUGAAGUAGUGCAUGAACAAGUAAUUAUCCUGGCAGAGUCAACUGAGGAAGUCAGCUAUACGAACAACUUGAAUAUCACAGAAGUCCAAGAGCUCAAUGACACAGUUGCCCCAGAGAUAUGCCCUUCUUCAACUCCUGAACCUACUUCCACUCCAUGUGAUGACUCCGAAACCAAGGCACUUACGGCUCUAGCAGGUAUAAAAGACGACAUACUCGGUGGGAAUGAAAAUGAUGAUAGAAUUCAGGUCUUAGAACACUUCCAGUUCCCAGUGGACGCAACUGAUCCUCCUGUUGAUGUCCAUAAUAUUGUUGAGGAUGCAGAUGAUGUCAAGGAGAUUGAUGAGGGAUUGUUGUUGGAAUUGGAUGCAGUUGGUGACUUUAGUCUGAAAGAUUUGGGAUCAAACUUUGGAGAGAUUGAAAAACAGAUGGUUUCUGGUGGGAUGAGCUUUCCGGUGCAGCGUGAUCAUGAUCCUAAUUCUAGUGGACCUGUUGAAGGUGAGACCAUUGAAGUUGAUGAAACCGAAUGUAUUGUGGAUAGGGAGAACCGAACGAUAUCCAAGAUUGAGCAUAGCUCUAUUGGGCAUGUUGAUUCAUCUAUGAGGAAAUAUGAUAACAAAGACGUUCAGAAUCCCCUUGAUCUCAAAUCAAUCAAGGAUGAACCACAGCAAAAUAAAUCUGAGGUUGAGGCUGAAGCUUUCUUGGUGAAGCUACAUACAAAUGUGGAAGAGGUUGAUACCGGUAUGCCUGUUGUUGAAGCACGAUCAUAUGAAGAUAUUGAGUCCAUUUUUAAAGCCCAACCAUUGUCAAUGGAAACAGAAGUUGAGCUUGGAGAAUUAGAGAUACCCCACCAAGGCAAAAUGAAAGAAGUGACAGAUUUUGAGAUGCCUAUUCUUGAAGCACAGUCACUUGAAGAUAUCAAUACAGCCUUUAAGCAAAUCAAUGAAAAAGUAGAUGAGAAAUCUGUAGUGGUUGAGUCACUUCGUACUGAGUUGAUAUCAGGGGAAAAUAUGGCUGAAUGUUCUGAAUCUGGGGUGCUGCCUAAAGGUUUGGAUUGGACAGAGACAAAGUUAGAGUUACCAGUUCUCCAAGCAAGAUCGAUGGAAGAUACUCACUUGGCUUUUAAGAAACUUGAAGAAAAAACAGUUCAAAGACAUAUCCUUCACGGUUCAGGUGGUGAUGGUCCAGAUAUGUCAGAAUCCAAAGAUCCAGCAGAAACCUCUUCAGAUUUGCAUGUUGUCGAAACAAAAUCUCCGAAAGAUGUAAAUGUGACUUUCAUGGAAAUCUCAGAAAGUAAACUAGAUAAGCAGCCAAAGUCUGGUUCUGAGGAUGGGCUUACAGAAGUUGAAGCAAAAGAAGUGGCUUCGUCUAAGAUUGCUGAAUCAAACAGCAAAGAAUCUGGUGUACAGGAAACUAGCUCUGGUGCUGCCAAAAAGUCAGACCAUGAAGUGGGGACAUUUGAAGAUUUAAGUUCGAGCAUAUCUGACCUUAAAGUUGAGGAAAAUGUUCAUAAAUCGACCUAAGUUCUAGCUCCAGCUCAAGUGAUUCUGAUUGAGAAUGAGAACACAAGGGUUGGAAAGAAGAAAAAUAUUGGUUUUGACUUGGCUUGCCUCUGAGAUAAUGGAUUUUUUUGGUUUUCUAGCUUGGUUAUUACUUUUCUUUCCGGUUAUGGUAGUCGGGUUUUGUUUGUGAUUGUUUGAGUGACUUUUAACUUGAUUGAUUCCUUCAAGAUUGAGUUUUGAUUUAGUAUCUUGGAGUAUGAUUAUCUUUCUUAGUUUCGUUGUUGAGUGGGCAGGUUGAGGAUAUUGGGAGAAAAUGCUGUUUUAUCCUUUCAUACUGUACAUUGUAAUUUUUUAAUGUUAUUUGGUACGAUUUGAGUGUUUUUGUAUGGGAAAAACAUGUGCAGAGUUCUUUUUGCUCUGAAAAUCUUUUAAAUUUGUGGAAUUUCCG
Messenger RNA from Ilex paraguariensis (yerba mate), 5395 nucleotides. The record is from the annotation of a GenBank genome assembly. Lineage: Eukaryota; Viridiplantae; Streptophyta; Magnoliopsida; Aquifoliales; Aquifoliaceae.